This is a messenger RNA of Tripterygium wilfordii, 1984 nucleotides long. Its product is annotated as transcription factor ICE1-like. The coding region runs from base 115 to 1617 and encodes 500 amino acids. Gene Ontology annotation, cellular component: nucleus. The record is from RefSeq and is a predicted model, not a curated record. Gene Ontology annotation, biological process: regulation of DNA-templated transcription. Gene Ontology annotation, molecular function: DNA-binding transcription factor activity; sequence-specific DNA binding; protein dimerization activity. Lineage: Eukaryota; Viridiplantae; Streptophyta; Magnoliopsida; Celastrales; Celastraceae. The transcript has 4 exons.
UCCACACUCCCCAUACGCAUCUGUGGACAUCCAUUCUUCCCCAACUUGGAUUAUCUGCUUCUUCCUUCUGUUCAUUUCCUCUAAUGAUUCUCUGAUUUUAAAUAAAGUUUCGUCAUGGAUAGAGAGAUGGUGAGAGGAGCAGACGGCGUUGUAUGGAUUGAAGGAGAGCAAGAUAAUUCGGAUUCUUGGACCAGAAACACCGGCAACAAUGGAGGAAGCAAUGGGAUGGAGUCUAGAGAGGAGCCAGAUAUUGCCUUCAUAAAUGGUUCCUUCUCGACCUUUAAACCCAUGCUCCAGACAAAUGUUGACUGGUACAUGAACCCACCGCCACCACCUUCUCAUCACCAUGACAUUCAGAGCAGCCAGGAUAUCGGAGAGCUCUCGUUCUAUGCAAACCCAUCCGCUGAAACGCUUCUAUUGCAGCAUUCCAUGGACGACUCCUCUUCAUGCUCUCCGUCGCAGCCAUUCACUCUCGACCACACGCUGUCCCAGUCCUCAUUCUUGACACCAAAAACUGGUUUCUCUUCUCUCCUCAACGUCCCCUUCGACAAUGGCUUCGAUUUCGGGUCCGAAACAGCUUUCUUCUCUCAAUUUCAGCCUACCCAUGUCCCGAAUCUGACGGGUUUCAGCAGUCCAGACUUUCAAGCAGCCCAGCUGCACCCGGUUUCCGAUGGCAGCGGAAGCGGUGGUUAUGGUGUUUUCGGAGGUUUUGAUAAUACUCUGUCUUUUAACAGAGGAGCCAAAGCUUUGCGGCCACUGGAAGUCUCGCCUCAACCCACUUUGUUCCAAAAGCGGGCAGCUAUGCGGCAGAGCUCUGAUAAAUUGGGAAACCUUGAGGUCUCUGGCCUGAGAUAUGAAGACUUGGAGAGGGAAAUGAAGAGGACGAGGAGUGAAGAGGGAGAAAUGGAGGAUGCCAGCAUGGAUGUUUCUUGUUUGAAUUAUGAUUCCGAUGAACAGAAGGACGAGAGUACGAAGUGCACUUCGAAUGCAAAUAGGACAGUGACGGGAAAUGGUGGUGAUUUGAAGGGGAAGAAGAAGGGGAUGCCGGCGAAGAAUCUGAUGGCUGAGAGGCGGCGGAGGAAAAAGCUCAACGACAGGCUCUACAUGCUAAGGUCUGUAGUACCCAAGAUCAGCAAGAUGGAUAGAGCUUCAAUACUUGGGGAUUCCAUUGAUUACUUAAAGGAGCUUCUUCAGAGGAUCAAUGAUCUUCACAAUGAACUGGAGUCAACCCCACCUGGUUCUAUGCUGCCAUCAUCAACAAGCUUCCAUCCUUUGACACCCACCCCAUCCAUGCUUCCAUUCCGUGUCAAAGAAGAACUAUGCCCUAGUUCAUUGCCAAGCCCUAAAGGCCAGCCUACAAGGGUGGAGGUUAGGGUAAGAGAGGGAAGGGCUGUCAACAUCCACAUGUUUUGUGCUCGGAGGCCAGGCCUUUUGCUCUCCACCAUGAGGGCUUUGGACAGCCUCGGAUUGGACAUUCAGCAGGCUGUCAUCAGCUGUUUCAAUGGUUUUGCAUUGGAUGUGUUCCGAGCUGAGCAAUGUAGGGGAGGCCAGGAUGUCUUGCCGGAGCAGAUCAAAGCAGUACUUCUGGAUUCGAUUGGCUUUCAUGGUAUGAUGUAGGUGGGGGAUUUGGGGGCUCCGCAAUUCCCUAGAGUCUACAAUUCAUAUCCAAUGGUGAAGAAAAAAUCAUACAAAUUUUAAAAAUGAAAAAACAAAAAUGUGGUGUGAUGUGACACAUCUCUCACGCCAUUGGAUUCGAAUUGUAGACUCUACAAUUUGAAACUAAUUGCGGAGCUCCCAAAUCCGUAGGUGGGAUAGUUGAAAUCCAUGAUCAUCCAUCAAAACUGAGGAACUGACUUUAGUUCAAUUACUUGUAGCUUCACUAGCUUAUGGUAUGUUUCUGCUUUAGUUAUGCUGCUAAUGCAUAAUGAAAUAUCCUGUGUUAUUUUCUUCUUCUGUAAUAAAAUCUCCUCUUAGGAUUUAUUUA